CAGAGUCUGGCCUAUAUAAAGCGGACCAGAUAAACGACCGCCACUUCCUUCUCAACUCACUCGCCAACCAUGAGGACCUUCGCAGCUCUUGCGCUCUUGGCUCAGGUGUGCCACGUCACACUGGCUAUCGAAAUGGCACCGUAUUACCUGGUUAACUCGGCUGAGACGUACGAGGAGCGCGUGUACCCGGCGCAGAAGUGGGUCACCACAUCCCAUCUCUCCAUCUCUCACCACGAAGCCACGAGUGACGUCAUGUUCCGCAAGCUGUUCAACUACAUCGACGGACAGAAUGAUGCAGCCAUGAAGAUCGAUAUGACUUCCCCCGUGACCACGCUGGUCAUCCCCGGAGAAGGACCCAACUGCGAGAACAACUUCACCAUGAGCUUCUACGUCCCCGCCGCCCACCAAGACAACCCACCCACGCCCACCAACCCUGACGUGUACAUCGAAGAGCGACCGGAACUGCACGUGUUCUCCAGGAGGUUCCACGGGUUCGCCAGCGACGAGGACUGGAUCGUCAACGCCGCGCAGCUUCACGACGACCUGGUGGCAGCCGGCGAGGAGGGCGUCGACUUCCAGACCUACUACACCGUUGGCUACGACUCUCCCUUCGUUAUCAUCGGCCGAAACAAUGAAGUCUGGUUCAUGAAGAACGACAUGAAUUGAGACUUGUCUGAACUGGUUUAUAAUUUUAGCUUAUAUAUUAUUUAUUGAUUUAGGUACUAAUCGUGAACAAUAAAGAGUUUAGAUUAUUUUUUCGUUUUUCCUUAAGUUGUGACAACUUUUUUUUUUUUUUUUUUUGUGAACUGUGCGUGGGGCGACCGCAACAAUAAUUUUAAUAUGGCAUGCAAAGAUAAGCUGCUUUUGUCCUAACCCAAAAUAGCAACAUUUUACCAAUGACGCAAGAGAAAAGUUGCCUAAGCUGGAAAGACUCGUGGACUUUUAGAUCUGUGCUAAAGCCGCCUUCUGCGACGCAUUGGACUAAGGCAAAUGGUAUUAAAAAGAUAAUAGGUGGCCUCACAGCAUCUUGGCGAGGAAGCGUCGAUUACUAUACUCACUACCCCUUGGCUACGACUGUGCCUUUCUUACCUACAACUAACAAUAAAGCACACGCGAA
Molecule: messenger RNA, 1117 nt
Organism: Penaeus monodon (black tiger shrimp)
Lineage: Eukaryota; Metazoa; Arthropoda; Malacostraca; Decapoda; Penaeidae
Product: heme-binding protein 2-like
Exons: 5
Coding region: 70-666 (198 amino acids)
Source: RefSeq, a predicted model, not a curated record